This is a messenger RNA of Rotaria socialis, 2007 nucleotides long. The record is from the annotation of a GenBank genome assembly. Lineage: Eukaryota; Metazoa; Rotifera; Eurotatoria; Philodinida; Philodinidae.
AUGGUAUACGGCUAUUUCAACAAUGAUAACAGCCGAGACUUGGUCGUGCUCAAUCAGGAUGAUAAUAGUGUUAACAUAUUAUUAGGCAAAAAGGACGGUAACUUUCCAACUGAAAUCACGUUUAUAACCGGAAACACUCCAUUUGCUUUGAAAGUGGCUGAUUUAAAUUAUGAUGGUGUACCAGAUCUGGCAGUGACUAAUGAGAAUAGUCAAAGCAUCAGUGUAUUAAUUGGUAAUGCACUUGGAAACUUUGAAAGUCAAACGCAAUAUUCAGUGGGAAACGAUCCACACGCGUUGAUAUUCGAUUAUUUCAACAAUGAUACCCAUUUAGAUGCAGUAGUAUCUAAUUAUUAUGACAGCACGAUUAGUAUGCUGCUUGGUAAUGAUGAUGGAACUUUUCAGGAUCAAAUAGUGCAAGCAGUCGGUACACAACCAAGUGGUUUAACAUCGGGUGACUUUAACAAUGAUAGCAUAUUAGAUGCAGCUGUGACCAAUCAAGGUGAUAACACAAUAAAUGUGCUAAUUAGUAAUGGAAACGGAACCUUUCAAGUUGUAGGCACGUAUCAAAUUGGCAAUGGUUCAGACUCGUUAGUUUCGCACGAUUUCAACAAUGAUGAGCUACUAGAUUUGGCAGUAGUAAACUUUUACGAGACGACCGUAAGCAUACUGCUUGGUAAUGGAGAUGGAACAUUUCAACAAUCGGUCUAUUACCAGGCUGGCCCUAGUCCCAACAGUAUAAUAUCAGCUGAUUUCAAUAACGAUAAUCAAAAUGAUCUGAUAGUGGCUAACUGGCAAGCUAACACUGUCAGUGUGUUAUUUGGUGAUGGACAUGGACAUUUCCUUACUCUAGCGGCUUAUGAUGCUGGCAAUACUACAAGCAGUGUGAUAGUGGCUGAUUUUAAUAAUGAUAACAUGCUGGAUUUGGCAGUGGCUGACUACACCGGUGAGACCAUCAGUGUGCUAAUUAGAUGGGCGAAUGGAAGCGUUCAGCCCAAGGUUCAAUACGCAGCUGGCAAUCAACCGAGGUCAAUGGUUACGACCGAUUUUAACGGAGACAAUAACACCGAUCUGAUUGCGGCCAACUUAGGCGAUAACAAUUUAAUGCUGAUGCUUGGCAACGGAGAUGGCACCUUACAAGGUAGAUUGACAUAUAUGAUCCCCCAGGCAUCCAACUCUCUGGCAGUAGGCAAUAUGAAAAACGACAACAAAUCAAUUCUAAUUCUGACCAAUCAAAACAACACUGUUGAGAUUCUAUCUAACUGUUCGUAUGGAACCUUUCAAACUACUCUAAUGUUUGCUACUGGACGAAACCCGAGUAGCGCUCUAUUAUAUGAUUUCAACAAUGAUAAAACACUGGAUUUACUAGUGACCAAUAUGAACGAUAACAGCGUCAGCGUGUUACUUAUUUUGGGCAAUGGAACAGUUCAGAAUGAAAUGAAGUUUCAGACGGGAAGAAAACCAAUUUCGUUAAUAUCUGGUGAUUUCAACAGUGAUAAUAAAAUGGAUUUGGCGGUGACCAACUACGAUGGUAGAAACAUAAGUGUGCUUUUGGGCAAUGAAAAUAGAACCUUUCAGCCACAAACAAUGUACACAAGUGGAAUUAAUCCCAACUGCGUGAUAUCAGUUGAUUUAAAUAAUGAUGGAAUAUUGGACCUCGUUGUGGCGAACCAAGGAGAUAAUACUGUCAGUAUUUUGUUAGGUAAUAGAAAUGGAAUUUUUCAGACUCAAAUGAAGUAUAACGUUGGCAGUGGGCCAAGUGUUGUAGCAACUGCUGAUUUUAACCUUGAUAACAAAAUGGAUAUAGCAGUGGUCAACCAGUAUUCGAACAAUAUUGAUAUAAUGUUUGGAGACAAAAAUAUGGCUUUUCUUACUCGCCAAUUUUUUCCAACAGGCAUUUCGCCAAGCAUUAUAUUAGUAGAUGAUUUCAACAAUAACGAAAAACCAGAUCUGGCAGUGAUUAAUAAACUCUCUAAUAACUUGAUGAUUUUUCUAAACUCAUGCCCAUAA